AUUUCCAAAAAUCCUCCCAAAAACACAAGAGCAUGAGAUGACCUUCCUUCACUCAAAUAUACACACAAACACAUGGCGGAUCCAAUCACGCGCAAGAGCGGCAACGACAAGCGCCGGUUCAGCGACGAGCAGAUCCGGCGCCUCGAGGCGAUGUUCGCCUCCGAGAGCAAGCUCGAGCCCCGGAGGAAGACGGAGGUGGCCCGGGAGCUAGGGCUGCAGCCGCGCCAGGUGGCGAUCUGGUUCCAGAACAAGCGGGCGCGGUGGAAGUCGAAGCACGUGGAGAAGGAGUAUGCCGCGCUGGCCGCGAGCUACGACGCCCUCUCCGACCGGUUCGAGUCGUUGAAGAGAGAGAAGCAGUCGUUGGUCGAUCAGCUGCGGAAGUUGAAGGGGGAGGGAGGGAGCGAUGGAGAAUCGGAGAGUGGGAAGAAUGAGUUUGAAGUGAAGGAGGAGGGAGUUGGGAUGGUGGAGGAGGAAGAGAUGAUGAUGAGGAUGGUGGAUACGGCGUCGGAUUGGGGUGGUCUUGAUUUUGAUGAUGUUGUUAUGGAUCAAAGUAGCUGCCAGUGGUUGGGUUUCUGGUCUUGAUUUCGAUUCAUUAUACGUGCAGAUUGUCGGAAAACUCAUGAAAUUUUGUCAAAUUGUGGUAUGUGUCGUAACUCUAAGAAUUAAUCAAAAAACCCAGGAAGUUUUGAUUUGUUUGCAAAUUAUCGCAAGACAAAAAAUAUCCAGUUGCGUACAUGUAAUAUAUUGAUUGUGUUUUUCAACCAAACGCCGAUGUUUUCUUCA
Salvia hispanica is the source of this 783-nucleotide messenger RNA. Its product is annotated as homeobox-leucine zipper protein HOX6-like. Gene Ontology annotation, cellular component: nucleus. Gene Ontology annotation, biological process: positive regulation of DNA-templated transcription. Lineage: Eukaryota; Viridiplantae; Streptophyta; Magnoliopsida; Lamiales; Lamiaceae. The record is from RefSeq and is a predicted model, not a curated record. Gene Ontology annotation, molecular function: sequence-specific DNA binding; DNA-binding transcription factor activity, RNA polymerase II-specific.